CAGGGCCUGUCGGGGCCUGGGUUUCACCGCCGCACAUGGGGCAGCGCGCGGUGAGCUGAGGCCCCCGGAGGCUCUGGGCGCCGAAUCUCACCCGCGGCCACGGCCAAAGCCGGGGGUGAUUUUCAACCAACGCCGGUCUCGAAGACCACCAGCGGGAUGCCAGUGGUCAACGCGGCAAGACCUACCUAAGUGAAGAGAAGAGCGCAAUGGAGGCGCGGGCGUUUAUAGUCGCUUUUCGGGUGACGUAGAUUCCCGGGCCGCGGCUGGGGACCGACAGGCAGGAGCACUCAGAGCCCGGUGAGGGCGGGGCACCGCGGAGCCAAUCACAGGUUGUCUUAUAGGAGCUCGGCCCGCUCCCGCUUGGGGCGGGGCUGCGGAGAUCUCGCGGCGCUUGGCGUGCUAUAAAAGCUGCUUCUCGGUAGGCCUCGUUCUUCUUUUCCGACAAAACACCAAAUGGCGGAUGACGCCGGUGCAGCGGGGGGGCCCGGAGGCCCUGGUGGCCCUGGGAUGGGGAACCGCGGUGGCUUCCGCGGAGGUUUCGGCAGUGGCAUCCGGGGCCGGGGUCGCGGCCGUGGACGGGGCCGGGGCCGAGGCCGCGGAGCUCGCGGAGGCAAGGCCGAGGAUAAGGAGUGGAUGCCCGUCACCAAGUUGGGCCGCUUGGUCAAGGACAUGAAGAUCAAGUCCCUGGAGGAGAUCUAUCUCUUCUCCCUGCCCAUUAAGGAAUCAGAGAUCAUUGAUUUCUUCCUGGGGGCCUCUCUCAAGGAUGAGGUUUUGAAGAUCAUGCCAGUGCAGAAGCAGACCCGUGCCGGCCAGCGCACCAGGUUCAAGGCGUUUGUUGCUAUCGGGGACUACAAUGGCCACGUCGGUCUGGGUGUUAAGUGCUCCAAGGAGGUGGCCACUGCCAUUCGUGGGGCCAUCAUCCUGGCCAAACUCUCCAUCGUCCCCGUGCGCAGAGGCUACUGGGGGAACAAGAUUGGCAAGCCCCACACUGUCCCUUGCAAGGUGACAGGCCGCUGCGGCUCUGUGCUGGUACGCCUCAUCCCUGCACCCAGGGGCACUGGCAUCGUCUCCGCACCUGUGCCUAAGAAGCUGCUCAUGAUGGCUGGUAUCGAUGACUGCUACACCUCAGCCCGGGGCUGCACUGCCACCCUGGGCAACUUCGCCAAGGCCACCUUUGAUGCCAUUUCUAAGACCUACAGCUACCUGACCCCCGACCUCUGGAAGGAGACUGUAUUUACCAAGUCUCCCUAUCAGGAAUUCACUGACCACCUCGUCAAGACCCACACCAGAGUCUCCGUGCAGCGGACUCAGGCUCCAGCUGUGGCUACAACAUAGGGUUUUUAUACAAGAAAAAUAAAGUGAAUUAAGCGUGUUACUGUU
Messenger RNA from Gorilla gorilla gorilla (western lowland gorilla), 1380 nucleotides. It is a transcript of the gene RPS2, whose product is annotated as ribosomal protein S2. Gene Ontology annotation, cellular component: cytosolic small ribosomal subunit; ribosome. The record is from RefSeq and is a predicted model, not a curated record. The transcript is spliced from 7 exons. Lineage: Eukaryota; Metazoa; Chordata; Mammalia; Primates; Hominidae. Gene Ontology annotation, molecular function: RNA binding; structural constituent of ribosome. The coding region runs from base 454 to 1335 and encodes 293 amino acids. Gene Ontology annotation, biological process: translation.